Messenger RNA from Pocillopora damicornis (cauliflower coral), 2177 nucleotides. Its product is annotated as receptor-type tyrosine-protein phosphatase S. Gene Ontology annotation, biological process: protein dephosphorylation. Gene Ontology annotation, molecular function: protein tyrosine phosphatase activity. The record is from RefSeq and is a predicted model, not a curated record. NCBI's taxonomy places the organism in Eukaryota, Metazoa, Cnidaria, Anthozoa, Scleractinia, Pocilloporidae.
UUUAGAGAAUGGUUCAUUUCAAAUUUCUUUCCCUAUGAGUCAAAAUUUUGUAUUUACUAAAGAUUCUAAUUGAUUGGUGCAUUAUGAGAGUAUGGUUCUUAAACUGAUAGGCAGGUAAGGGGUAAGCUUAGGGUUAUGAUGUGGUUCUUUAUUUUUUUGGUGUAACUGGGUGUGGAGGACAAUGGAAAAACACAAAGAUAUUGCAUGACUUCUUAUGAGCUGCCACAGGACAGUGGUUUAGUGUCAAAAGAGCACAGCUGGGGAGAAGGAGCACAUGCUAUAAUACUUUGCCCUUUAACUCCCAGGAUCUUACUGUUAAUUCUCUCCUCUAGCUGCUACACAUUUCCUUACAAAUAGGUUCUGAGAAUUUGGUGUUAGAUCAUUGGUGUUGGAUGAAAACUUCUAUUUGAUGAGUUUUAGUAUUCUUCUUACCUGUUUUCUGGUUUAUGUAAGGAAAUUGUGGGGAGAAGUUACAUGUUUAUCAAUUUUGGGAGUUGAAGGGUUAAACUUCAGGCAAUCUAGUCUAAUUUUUAUAAUGUAUUCUGCAUAUAAUAUCAUGCAGUGUUUAUCAUUUUUUUCAGUGUAUAUCAAGUGGUAAGCGUGAACGGACGACAGAGUCCAGCUGAAUCAUCCCACAAAAAAGUGUUAAAAUUGAGAGAAGAUAAGAAGACAGAAUGGAAGAAGUUAAAUUUGGAAACCAAAAGGAACAAAAAACAACAAAUCCUGUCAGAGAUGGAAAGUACUUUUCAAGGGAUACAGAUGCCAGAAGGAGGCGUACAGACGAAGAUUUUAUUGGAAAGCCUGAAGUUGAAGCAAAGCGUCCGUUCGACAAUGAUGGUGUCUAUGAGUGUGAGGGAGCUAUGGAAUUUUCAACCCAAAAGGAUCGCAUGACAACAAGCAUGGUAUUGAUUGUAAUACUGCUCCUUGUAGUUACGGUCUUUGGAGCUGGGAUUUUAUUCUAUGGUCAGCUAGAAAGCACUGCUAAUAUUAGCCAUGAAGAGUCGGCUCGCACAAGGACUCUAACAGAUAAACUUCAUGAGCGAGGUCAAAGAGCUCGCGGAAAGCCCAACCACAAGCCACGAGAGUCGGGUACGUCAGUUCCUGUGGAGGAAUUCGAAGAACAUAUACGGCGUCUACACGCCAACGACGGUUUGUUAUUCUCUCACGAGUACAAUGCUCUCAGUCCGCAGGCUGAUUUCACAUGGAAAGCUAGUUUGGCGCGGGAGAACAUGCGCAAAAACCGUUACAUCAGCAUUGUUGCGUACGACCACAGCCGAGUAAAACUGUCACCGAUCCAAGGUGUUCCCGGGUCUGAUUACAUUAACGCCAACUUCCUUGACGGUUAUCAGAAAAAGAAGGCGUACAUCGCCACCCAGGGACCCUUACCAGAGACCGAAAGCGACUUUUGGAGAAUGAUCUGGGAACAAGACUCAAGGACUAUUGUCAUGGUAACAAACUUGGAAGAGCGUGGUCGUAUUAAGUGUCACCAGUACUGGCCGCCAGAGGGUGCGAGGGUAUAUGGCGACAUCCAAGUAACACUGAAGCAAGCUGUGAAGCUCAGUGAUUUUACCAUCCGUACUUUGAAUCUCAAGAAGGCUAAUGGUACAGAUGAAAGAACAGUGAAUCAGUAUCAUUACACAAUAUGGCCAGAUCAUGGUGUUCCCACUAGUCGUUCUUCACUCCUCAAGUUUGUGAGAAAGGCUUCUGAAGCAAAUCCACCUGAUGCGGGUCCCAUGGUUGUUCAUUGCAGUGCUGGGGUGGGAAGGACUGGUACUUUUAUAGCAAUACAUGCCAUGUUACAGCGUCUUGCUGCCGAGAAAUCAGUCGAUGUAUCUGGAUACGUUAUGUCACUGCGACGUGAUAGAAAUGCCAUGGUAUACGUACAGGAACAAUAUGCUUUUAUUCACUAUGUUCUGUUGGAGGCCAUCAAGUCUGGAAACGCUUGAUACGUGCAAAAAUCGUAGAUCACAUAUUGAUAAUAAUAAUAAUAAUAGUAAUAAUAAUAAUAAUAAUAAUAAUGAUAUUAAUAAAAAUAGUAAUAGCAAGGCAGAAGACAACCCCAGUGAAGUGUUUCAAAUACUGGUAUCUUAGAGAGUUUAGCUUACUUAAAUAAAUAAAUUCAAUAAAUAAAUUAUUAUUCAAUAAAUUGAGUAAACAUUUCUAUCCAACUUCCUUUU